AUGACGGUUGACGAGGAGGAAAAGAAGAAUGACGAGGAGAAAGAUCUUGAGCUAGAUCUCAUGGCGGAGGCGGAGCUACUCCGCCUCACCAGACAAAUCAUGGAGGGCGACAAAGAGGCGUAUAAGGACGAAGCUCAAAAAAUACUCAGACGUCAACGGAAAACCUUAAAUGAUCUUGAAAAAGAGAAACAAGAGGUUUCAAGACUACUUCGAAUGUCUAAAUCUGCAAGAAACAACCGGAUGGACGCCAUGAAAGCAAACAAGAUGGCGGCCCUGGCAGAGGAACAAGAACAGCUGAUCCUUGCCAUUGAUGAGGAGAAGAUUCAUCUGUCCGACCUAGAACGAGAGAUCAGGAGAUUAGAAAAGCAGAUUGGAAGUCAGAGGUUAAAAAUGGCGUCGGGAGGACGACCACAAUCAUGCCCGGCAGGACGGGAUAGGAGGGAUGUAUCUCAGAAGAUCCAGCUUCUAGAGAACCGUCUGGACGGAGUCAUGAUCAACUUUAACUCUACGCUUGCACAAAAUACUAUUAUUAGAAAGGAAAUAGAUCACCUGGUCGGAGAACGAUCUCAGUUCAACGAUAUGAUCUCCAAGCUUCAGAAAAAGAUUGCUGGAAACAAGAAGACGAUCGCUGAUCUAACUGAGCUAGCGAUCCAGGCCUAUGAUCAGAGAGAUGAAGCACAGAGCAAGAUCGUUGCAAUGAAGGAGAAGAACGAUAAAGAUGCGCGAAAUUUUACCGAGGAAAUGAAGGAGCUCCAGCGAACCCUGGACCAUGACGAGAAACUCAAGGACUUCCUCUUCCACAAGAGCAAUGACAGGGCCUUCGCAAGCGACUUCGGGGAGGACGACAAGGGGAAGAACAAGAAGCUGGAGGAAGCCAAGGACAAAGAGAACGUCUCCAAGUACAAAGAAGCAUUUGAGCAGAUUAAAAACAUUGUCGGAACGGACGCGAGCUUGGAAAAGAUCACCAGUGAUUUUGUGAGGAUUGAGGACGCCAACUUUGCGUUGUUCAACUACGUGACAGAGAUGAACAACCAGGUGGAGACCCUCCAGGACUCCAUCCUCAAGCUGAAGCAGGAUAUCAAGGAAGCUAGGGAGAGGGGGGAGGAGAAGGAGCGCCAGCAGCAGGAGAAGGUGCGGGAUAUGGAGAAGAAACUGGAGGAUAGCGAGCAUGAAGCGGAUAAGACGGAGACCAAACUAGAUCUCAUGGAAUCCGUCCUGGUCAAGUUGAAAACAGGGACAGAAGAUCUGUACAUUAAAUGUGAUUGUGGAAGUACACCAGUAUUGUCUCUGCUGGGAGAUGCUAAGGAGGAGCCUAAGCGUCCUUUUGUAAACGACAACAACAUCAUCAUGUACCUGGACAUGAUCCACGAGAAAAUCGUCGAGCUCAAGGGGGUCGCACAGUUCAUAGACUUUCAGGAAGGAAAGAGUUCUGAAGCUCCUGAUGUGAAACCUCUUCAUAAACUAAAACAUAAACCUGGACAGAAAUCAGAAGCUGGACAGCAUGGAGUACUGGGACGAGCUGAGUCUAAGCACGAAGAAGACGACAUUGAAGUUGGUCUUGACCAAACAAAACCAUUAGAUGUGGGACUACUGAAGACAAGAGCAUUCAUUGUAAACACUAGGGAGAAAAAAGAAGAGGAGACGAAUGCAUCAUCAAAAUCUCGUCCUAAAUCUGGGAAAAAGAAAUAAAUAGCUUCGAAAAAAAGCGCAAUUUUAACCGGUUUAUGGUUUUUAUAUUCAUUAUAUAAUAUUAAUGGGAAUCUAAGUGAAAUUGUAUUUCAUAUUAUUUUUUAAUAUUAUCGUUUGAAAUUAUACAAUUCUAUAAUUUUUCGGAGGUUUUGCAAAUUAUCUCAUUUAACUUCAACUAUUUCUCAUCCAUCCGAUUACCGAAGAAAAAUGCCAAUUAACUUUUCUAAAAAUGUCGGAAACAAUCCGAAAAAUGCGUAAAGGAAUUGAGUC
Eurytemora carolleeae is the source of this 1959-nucleotide messenger RNA. Its product is annotated as coiled-coil domain-containing protein 63. Bases 1 to 1689 code for a protein of 562 amino acids. The record is from RefSeq and is a predicted model, not a curated record. NCBI's taxonomy places the organism in Eukaryota, Metazoa, Arthropoda, Copepoda, Calanoida, Temoridae. The transcript has 12 exons.